CCUCCCUCGUUCUACCACCAUUGCCAUCCCCUUUCUCUCGCCUGGCCUCCUCACACAAGCCGCUAGCUGCCUGCCUGCCUUGGCUUGUCGCGUUGCAUACAUACGUCAUCAGUAGAGGCCAUCUAUCGAUCGAGCUAGUGAGGAGGGAAAAGAAAUGUCUGCGAACGACGGCGACAUGAAGAUGAGGGCGAUCGUCGUGGAAGGAGGGGAGAUGAGCGCGCCGACGCCGACGCCGAAGCAGGACAAGUGCUGCGAGUACACGCUCGACGGCUCCGUCGACAUCAAGGGCCGCCCGGCGGUCAAGGGGAAAUCAGGAGGAUGGCUUGCCGGUGCUCUAAUCCUUGUGAACCAGGGCCUGGCGACACUAGCCUUCUUCGGCGUGAACGUGAACCUGGUGCUGUUCCUGACGCGGGUGCUGGGGCAGAGCAACGAAGACGCCGCCAACAACGUCAGCAAGUGGACGGGCACCGUGUACAUGUUCUCCCUCAUCGGCGCCUUCCUCAGCGACUCCUACUGGGGACGCUACAAGACCUGCGCCAUCUUCCAGGCCAUCUUUGUGCUCGGCCUCGCGCUGCUGUCGGUGUCGUCGCACCUCUACCUAAUCAGGCCGGACGGGUGCGGCAUGGAGCACGCGCCCUGCGGCCCGCACUCCGGCAAGGAGCUGGGGAUCUUCUACAUCGCGCUGUACAUGAUCGCCUUCGGCAACGGCGGGUACCAGCCCAACAUCGCCACCCUGGGCGCCGACCAGUUCGACGAGGACGACCCCGCCGAGGCGCACUCCAAGGUCUCCUUCUUCAGCUACUUCUACCUCGCCCUCAACCUCGGCUCGCUCUUCUCCAACACCUUCCUCAGCUACCUCGAGGACAAGGGCAGCUGGGCGCUCGGCUUCUGGGCCUCCACCGCCGCCGCCGCCACCGCGCUCCUGCUUUUCCUCAGCGGGACGCUCCGGUAUCGCUAUUUCCAGCCCGGAGGGAACCCGAUCGGGAGGAUUUGCCAGGUCGCCAUCGCCGCGUCCAGGAAAUGGAAGGCGGGCGCGUCGACCACCGGAGUGGUCAGCCUGUACGAGGGCGACGAGAAGGCGGAUGCCGCCGGUGGCAGGAAGCUUUUGCACACGCAAGGGUUCAGUUUCUUGGACCGCGCGGCGCACGCUGACACGGACUCCAAGCUCGGCGCGCGCGACCCCUGGAAGCUGUGCACGGUGACGCAGGUGGAGGAGGUCAAGAGCAUCCUGAGGCUCCUCCCCAUCUGGCUCUGCACCAUCCUCUACUCGGUCGUCUUCACCCAGAUGGCCUCGCUCUUUGUCGUGCAGGGCGCCGCGAUGCGCCGCACCACCCCGUUCUCCGGCUUCUCCGUCCCGCCCUCCAGCAUGUCGGCCUUCGACAUCCUCGCCGUCGCCACCACGAUCUUCUUGUACCGCCGCGCCAUCUGCCCGUUCCUGGCGCGGCUCACCGGCCGCCCGGCCGGCCCCACCGAGCUGCAGAGGAUGGGCCUCGGCCUGGUCGUGGGUGCCCUGGCCAUGGCCACGGCCGGGACGGUCGAGCACUUCCGGAAGGCCAGGGCCACCGCGGCGAUGAGCAGCGACCUGCAUAUCAUGUGGCAGGUGCCGCAGUACGCGCUGAUCGGCGUGUCGGAGGUGAUGAUGUACGUCGGGCAGCUCGAGUUCUUCAACGGCCAGAUGCCCGACGGGCUCAAAAGCUUCGGGAGCGCGCUCUGCAUGAUGUCCAUGUCGCUCGGCAACUACUUCAGUGACGUCAUCGUGAGCGCGGUCACCAGGCUCACCACGACGCGAGGGCGGUCCGGGUGGAUCCCGGCUGACCUCAACGAGGGCCACCUCGACAAGUUCUACUUCCUGCUCGCCGUGCUGGCCGUCGCGGACUUCGCGGUGUACCUCGUGUGCGCGAGCCGCUACGGGAGCGGCAAGGUGGACGGGAGGAGCAGCGACGACGAGGAGGAGGGAGCGGCCGGUCAGGUGACAUCCCUGCCGGCUUACGCAUGACCAUCACCGGCCGGCCGCCGGGCGUCGUACGUAUGCCGUUCUUGUCUUCUUGAGGUGGAGGCUGGCAGGCUGCAAAUCUUGAGGGCCAUUGGUUGACGGAGUUCUUCCAUUGAUGACGAUAGCACAACCAUAGGGGUGGGCACGGUGAUGAUAUGACUAAAGAAUAAGCACUAAAGCAGGACUAGCUACAUACUACAUGUGCAUCAAGCUCGCGUUUUUUUGGCCAAUGUAACAACAGACCACGACUGUCACUGACCAAGACUGUUCUUUCUAUCA
Sorghum bicolor (sorghum) is the source of this 2272-nucleotide messenger RNA. Its product is annotated as protein NRT1/ PTR FAMILY 7.2. The record is from RefSeq and is a predicted model, not a curated record. Gene Ontology annotation, cellular component: membrane. The transcript has 5 exons. Gene Ontology annotation, biological process: transmembrane transport. Gene Ontology annotation, molecular function: transmembrane transporter activity. Lineage: Eukaryota; Viridiplantae; Streptophyta; Magnoliopsida; Poales; Poaceae. Bases 155 to 1996 code for a protein of 613 amino acids.